CCUCCCUUGGUUAUUUCCCAAAAUCCAUUGCAACUUCCUUUCAACAAGACCCCAAAGAUGGGUAUAGACAUUACACAUAAGUAUGACCGAAAGGUCAGAAGGACCGAGCCCAGGAGCCAGGAUAUCUACCUGAGGCUUUUGGUGAAACUGUACCGCUUCUUGGCAAGGAGAACCAAUGCCAAGUUUAACAAGGUGAUCCUCAAGAGGCUGUUCAUGAGCAACACCAACAAACCUCCCAUGUCACUGGCUAAAAUAGUGCGUCUGAUGAAGAAGCCUGGCCGUGAUGGGAAGGUUGCUGUUAUUGUUGGAAAUGUCACAGAUGACAUCCGUCUUCUCAAGGUGCCCAAGCUGAAGAUAUGCGCCCUGCGUGUCACUGAGCGGGCACGUGGCCGUAUCCUCAGCAAUGGAGGCGAGAUCAUCACUUUUGACCAACUGGCACUGAGAUCUCCAAAGGGACAGAACACUGUGCUGGUGCAAGGUCGCAGAAAGGCCCGUGAAGCAUACAGACACUUCGGCACCGCCCCUGGUGUGCCACACAGUAAUACUGCUCCAUAUGUACGCUCCAAGGGAAGGAAAUUCGAGCGGGCUCGUGGUCGCAGAGCAAGCAGAGGCUACAAGAACUAGAUCAGUGUACAAACUUCACCCAAAUAAAAGCUGUCUGGGAAAA
Haliotis rubra (blacklip abalone) is the source of this 667-nucleotide messenger RNA. RefSeq names its product 60S ribosomal protein L18-like. The record is from RefSeq and is a predicted model, not a curated record. The coding region runs from base 58 to 624 and encodes 188 amino acids. The transcript has 7 exons. Gene Ontology annotation, biological process: translation. Gene Ontology annotation, cellular component: ribosome; cytosolic large ribosomal subunit. Gene Ontology annotation, molecular function: structural constituent of ribosome; RNA binding. Lineage: Eukaryota; Metazoa; Mollusca; Gastropoda; Lepetellida; Haliotidae.